AUGCGCGCAGGUGUGCAAGGCGAGGGAAACGAUCUCGCCUCCGGGGGUUCCCAAAAUAUUCCCACUUGCCCAUUUCAGUUGAAAAACGCCAAGGACCCCUGGGUAGCUUAUGUUCGAAUUUUGCUGGAAGACCCCGUCGGGGGCAGUAAAUUAGUCCGGGGGCAUUUUGAUGCGUUUCGGUGCGAGCGAGCGAGUCGGAAAGCGAUUUACGAUUUUCCGCCCUCGCUGGGCAUGGGUGUUGUUUUAAUGAGUAACGUCGGGUUAUUGCUGCCCGUGGCGGCCCCGGACCUGGGAGGAAAUGCGAUUCAAAGCAUCGAGUCUCUGGCCUUCCAAGGAUUGAAAGAGCUGAAGGAGCUGUUCCUGGACGGAAAUGGAAUAGAAAACCUGAACGACGGCGCUUUCUUUGGACUCGGGAACCUCAAAGAAUUAUACUUGGACAACAAUAACGUCUCGGUCGUGAGCAAGGGUUGGUUGUACGGCCUGAACUCGUUGCGCAUCCUGACCAUGUCCAGCAACGCUGUUGCCCAAAUCCUUGACGGCGCCUGGGAGGAGUGCUCGAACCUUCAAGAAUUAAAUUUGAGCAGCAAUGCUCUGAGAGAACUGAAGGACGGCGCUUUCAAUCAUCUGGCGAAGCUGAAGACGCUUUCGUUGGCGAGCAACGAGAUUUCUGCCAUUGGAGACAGUGCGUUUUCUACCCUGGAGGGACUUUCUAAGCUGGAUCUCAGCUUCAAUCACAUCGAUUGGGUCAUCGAGGACGAAACGAGCAAAGGGAGGAUCUUUAGUGAUCUCGGUAAUCUCCACAGCCUGGGAUUGCGUGGGAAUAGGAUUCGGUCAAUAUCUGCCGUAGCAUUUGCACCACUGAAGGAUCUCCGCUCGUUGGAUCUUUCGUACAAUCCAGUUGCUUCGAUCCAGGAAAAUCCCUUCAUCGAUAUGACGUGGCUGGAGUCAUUGAAGCUGAACACUACAAAUAUGGUUUGUGACUGCUCCAUGAAGUGGUUUCCGGAAUGGUUGAACAAUACGAAGCGAAUCAAGACGGAGGAAAUUCUUGCGAAAUGCUUCCAUCCCGUUGAGCAGCGUGGAGUUGACGUGACUGAUCCUAGCCUCACUUCAGCCACUUGUUCUUCGUUUCCGCGUCUGAGAAUAGAAGAGUCGCCUCAAGCCACUGUGGGUCUGAGUGGAUCCAACGUCACACUGAAAUGCCGGGCGAAGUUGACUGCAGAUGAAGUUGACACUUCGAAUGAUCUGAUCAAGUUCACGUGGAAAAAGGACAAGGUUCCUCUCGCUCUCACCAGCGUGCAAUCGGAUUCUCGUCGAAAGCGUGACGUCAGUCGUCGACAAUGGUUGCUUCAAGCACGUCGCAUGAAACGUGCUCUCGCACGAUCAACUAAAAAAUCCGGCAACUUUCUUCUCGACGGAGAACCGGAUUCGACGAGCAAGCGACACAGUGAGCCUGGUGUGAGAGUCAGCGGAGCCCAGUAUUUCCAGGAAGUGUAUGAGCAAAUCGCCGACGAUGGUGGGCUUGUGAAAACCUCAGUGUUGAGCAUCGUCAACAUAUCACAAGUCGACGCCGGUCGAUACCAGUGCAUCGUGUCCAAUGGAAUUGACUCCCUGUACUCGAAGAAAGUUCGAGUACUUGUGCACGAGAAACCAAAGUUCACGAAGUUCCCCAAGGACGUGACAGCAUCUCUCGGUCAAAGUGCGAAGCUGGAAUGCGAAGCAGAAGGCUCCCCGAAUCCCCAAGUCUCUUGGAAGAAAGACGGAGGCCGUCAUUUUCCCGCUGCUAUGGAACGACGCAUGAAUCGAUACCCGGGGGACUCCGAUAUUUUCAUCACCGAAGUCAAGGUUGAAGACGAAGGCGUCUACACGUGCACUGCAAAUUCUUCCGCCGGCAUGAUUUCCGCUAAUGCGACGUUGAGGAUUAUCGGUAAAUAUUCCUUUACUGAUGCCGACGUUGUGAAAGAGAAAAACGUGGUUGCUGGAGACACUGCCAUAAUCGAGUGUCGUGCGGAAGGAAAGCCUCGACCCUCGGUAGAAUGGUCCUUUAAUGACAGGAUACUGGAACCAACUGAAAGACACAUGUUCACUCACGACGGUCAGAUUUUGCUGAUAGUGAAUGCCCAAGCGAUGGAUGCCGGUGUUUACAAGUGCUCGUUGCCUGGGAAGGUUUCUCCAUCCACUGCUACUAGAGUUUUGAAUAUCGCUGCCCCGAAGAAGGAUGGAGACUGGGCAGUGACGGCAGUCGUGCUCUCCGGAGUUAUGUUGGCAUUUGUGACUGUGGUCGUUGGCGUCUUUCUGGCCGUGAUUCGUUUCGUGAAAAUCAAAGCCGCCCACAACACUCUACCCCGAAGAAUGCCUCCAAUCGGAAACAUGUUUGAACUCGAUGCCAUGUUACCGGGCUCUGGUUCAUUUCAAAUGACGCACCAGGUAUCCGCGUACCACGACUACCACUGCAGUCCCGAGCACGUUCCGGGCGACGAAAUCCCCGUUCCGUUCGGUUUGGAGGGCGUAGCGACGGCGACCAUUCCCGAGCCUGAGAUCAUCGUUCCGGAUCACGAUAUGGAGCAGGAAAGACGGCAAUUUGCGUUGAUGGAUGACGAGAGUGACCGAGCCAGUAGUAAGGACAGCGGAACCGGAACUGAUAGUGGGGCGAAUGUCAGUGCUACGGGAAGUGGAGGUGCGAACGAGCCUCGGAUGACUACAGAUUACGCGAGUGCGCAAGAAGUCCUUCGUAGCCUCAGAGAGAGCUUGUUCGUGAACGGAGUCCGAGGUGGCUCUGUCAAUGUAUUAUCCCCUGAAGGUGGAGGUGAUCGAUGUGCAAAGGGCAGAGAAGAAAAUCCCUGUGUUUCUCCUUCCCACUCGCCGUGCACUUCACCGGUCCCGCGAUCCAAUGUUCAAUACCUGCACCCGUUUUCUCACCAUCGGUGCGAAAGCUCCACAUCCGUGGAUGGGCUGCACAGUCCAACACGAUGGUCACUCCCACCACCACCUGACGAAGAAGUUCCCAUACUCUGUCAUGAAGUUAGCCGAAGCCAGAUGACAUCACCUGUGUUCUGCGGCGGUGGUGGUGGUGUCGUCGUUGGUGGUGGCGGACGUAGUGCGUAUUGGGGCGGCCACAUGAACCCGGGCAAGUUCCGGCGCCGCGGAGCAUAUGCAUCUGGUCGACAAGACGCAACCAAGUCUGGAAUGGUGCUGGCAUUGCCGCGGACAGAGUCGAGCUCUUCUGCGACCAAUUUUUCUUACGGGUUCGGGGUGUCUUCGCCUGAUCUCAGUCAGGAGGGCGAAGGGGAAUUUCUGAAACCGCCGUCGCUUGCUGGGAGCGGCAGGAACAGUGCUACGUUGAAGCGAGGCCGACUACGAGCAUCUGGAACAUCCCUCAACUCCAUCGGCGCCGCGCCGAAGGGGAAGCAGGUCGAGUGUCCGACAGUGCCUCCCCUGAAGUCAUCGACAGAAGCACCCAAUAGUCGUGAUGUUUUUCGUUCAUGAGUGUUUUUGUAUUUGAACCCUUUCCGUGUUCCACUAUUGACACUCUCGCCAAGCCCUUUUCCUACAUAAUGUUACCGUGCAUGUUUCUUAUCUUUGAGGCGACCUUAUGUUCGAGGCAAUUCGGUGAUGUAUCUUGAAAGCUUCGGCAACGAUGGAAACUGAACGAUUACUUUCAACUUGAGUAGGAUUGAAAAUGGCUUGGCGAGAAUGUUCGACGUGGGUGAACCAUUUUUUUUUUUCUAAGUGAUUCGAAUGCCCUGGUUUUCCUGGGAUUCAUUUGUGAUCUCAUUUUGGAAGCACAAAGUUGUCAAAACUCGCAUCCUAACACCCCGGAAAGGAUUUUAAGUUAUUCCUACUUUUUUAUGCUCGGUUUCCUAUGUUCUUGUGGCCGCAAAAGUGAGAAUGAUGGACUUUUUCGACGUAUUUACUAGAGACGUUAUGAAAUUUGUGUGAACCUAUUCGUGCAAAGCUGCAGCUAUCAAGGAUUGAGAAGCUUAAUUGCUGUCGCGAAAAUCUGACGAAAAUCGUCGUUCUGCUUCGCGACAUUAUCAAGGGAAACGUCAGUCAUAUCGUUCGUUAUGUUGGGAACAUGCUCUAAAUAUAUCGAACGCUUUUGCAUUUAAGUUGAAAAUAAUAAUUUACAUUAGUUCGCAUUUAGAUCAAACGAUUUUAUAUGCAAAAAGUGAGUUUGUUGUCAAGAACGCCAAUCGAAUAUCAAAAGCAACCUCGUUGUUGUCAUGUGGACCCUUGAUAUCUGAAUCCGAUGGGUUUCUAGUACUGUAGUUUUUACUUCGUAUGCCUAUUUGAAAAAAAAAAAAAAGAAUUAUCGAGUGUCUUCCGUAAGUGAGAAUGGAACAAGUCGGGAUGCGUUUCUGGGGAAUCAAUGUUAACUACUUGACCGAUAUAUUUCUUGAACUUCGUAGUGGAACACUUUUUCUGCAAAGAUGUUGACGAGCAUUAACUUUAUCACGAAUUUGACACAUGUCUUUUUCUACUGGAAAAAUUCCAGACGCUGUGAUUAUGCUUUCGGGUCUUUUUGCGUGACUGUCCAAUUUUUGAUUCAUGAGUUCUUCACACUGACGACUACUGAAAGAUCACUUGAAUAGUACAACAAUGAGAAAUUUAUCGACUGGAACUGUUGCGUUUCUGAAAAUUUCGGGAACUAUUUCCGAAAUAAUUCGCUAUUCGUUGAAAUUGAGUUGACCAGAGCUUGAAAGCGGCAUUGACCCGACGUCUGCUGCGAUUAUUUCCUUGAAUUUCAUGGGCUCUUGAUUGGGGAUCGCGCCUGUGCCAUUGAUGUUGAUUCCUUUAUUUUCUUUUCUUUUUCCGAAUGCCCUUUUGACUAUGGCUGCUCCAGGUUUUUGGCGCGGUGUUUUGAUUUUUAGGAAAGGCAAAACUCGUUGUUGGUGAGUUGAAAGUUUGUGAUAAUUCUUUUUACCCGUCGGUGUAAUACAUCCACGGCAUGAGCAUGCCAUGCUUUUUGCAAAUUCGUCUUUUUAUUUCAUGCAAUCGAAAGUUUUUGAUCAUCAUUGAUCUGAAAUCAAGCAAGCGGUGAAGUCGAAAUCGCAAGUGACGGUAAGUGUGUUUCUCACCCUGUUCCGAAUGGGGGUUCCCCUGGGCCUACAGUAAGGACCUCCCAUGGAAACCCUUAGGAACGACAUCUACCCUUAGCAACCGUACUAAUAUUGAGCCACCAGAUAUCCCACCCAGAUUGACAACCGGAUGCAAGAUAACCAUCUGAACUGGAGGAGAGGUGGCGAGGCCGAGAUCGGAAGCAUCAGACGGAAUUUGACUCUUGACCAGCAUUGUUGUUUUUAUACUGGACUUUGGGUAUUAUUGUGUGAUCAGUGUUUUGAGUGUUUGCUGUCAUCGACCGGACUUGGCGGAGGAAAUAAACUCUGCUCUAACGUGGUGCUGCCCGAGGACCGAUCUGUCAGA
This is a messenger RNA of Notodromas monacha, 5421 nucleotides long. Lineage: Eukaryota; Metazoa; Arthropoda; Ostracoda; Podocopida; Cyprididae. The record is from the annotation of a GenBank genome assembly.